Messenger RNA from Trichoderma asperellum CBS 433.97, 597 nucleotides. The record is from RefSeq and is a predicted model, not a curated record. NCBI's taxonomy places the organism in Eukaryota, Fungi, Ascomycota, Sordariomycetes, Hypocreales, Hypocreaceae.
AAACAACAAAUAAAAAAAGAAACAGUCGUAGAUAUGGGGCAUCACUUGGUCGCCGCGAGACGGACCGGAAUGAGUCCAACCAGCGCAAGAUGGAGGGCAGAAUCUGCCACCAACGACUGAGUAACCAGGCCUGCCAGGUUACCAAGGUCCCAAAUUGUGGGCUUCGUCUGCUUGGCUCUCCCAAGAGACCAUCCAACCACGUGGGCUCUUUGGGCUUGCCAAUGUCAGCAGCAAGUCUUUUGGGAUUUUCAUCUUUCACCGGUUUCAAAUUUUAUGCAUGUAUGUUCUGGUUAGCUAAUGCAGCUGCAUGGGCCCAGUGUGCCAAUGGAUGCUGCCCAGUGUCGUACUUGGUGCCGAUGCUGGCGAUGAGAUGAUGGAGGAGUGCUGCAUGGCUACGAAGCAUUGCUGGUAAGGCUUAUGACUGUGAUGUGACGCCUCCCUCUCAACUACCUACAACAGUAUCUGCGCUCAUUGGAGUCCAGAGGUCAAAAAAAAAAAAAAAUCAACGCAGUCACAUAGUGGCGUCCAAAGUGUCUUCUCCUCACUCCGCCAUGCGCCCUAGGCUGCAGAAGCUUCAAGUCGGUGCUUGAUCUAGCG